ACAAUCCACGAGGUCCCUCAUACAAACCGGUGCGCAUAAAGGGAAAGAAGUACACAUUUCCCCCUGAAAAGGAAACUUAUGAAGAAGCAAAGAAAAAAUGUGAAGACCAGGGUUUGGUUAUCUCCGGCCUUGAAUCAAAAACUGAGCAGAAAAGUGUCACCGACUACCUCAACUACAUCGGACUUUCCAGCGAAGUUGUCUUUUCGGCUCUUGAUCAACUCGCUAUACCUGGGAGUAUCUUCGACGGCUGGGGCACUGAACCCCCGAAGUCAAUAAUCCCAGGUGAUUGCUCUGCAACCUAUAAGGGCAAAUUUUACAACACCAGCUGCGACCAACCUGCUAAUUUCAUCUGCGAGGAGCCACCGGGCUCAACUUCAACGCUCGAGGGGUUAGCCAGUCUGCUGUCUAUCGAUGAGGCUCCGAUGGAUUAUGUCAAUGGCAAAAACUACAUAGUUCCUUCAAACAUAGCAACAGUUGACGAGGCAAAUUCUCUGUGCUCCAAGCAGGGUAUGGAGCUGAUGUCCCUUGAGUCGUUGGCUGAGACCUCUGCAGUGCAGGACUUCCUUGGGGACAUUGGACUCUCGACCUCAACGAUGUUGACGUCCUUAAAGAAGCUUUCUGGGGGAGACGAGUUCAACUGGCUUGGUGGCGUUGCCGCCAACUUGCUGAACUGGGCCCCAGAGCAGCCGAACCCUGAUGGCGGAUGUGCCUCAUUGGGGAAGCUUGGCCUUCAGGGAAUAUCCUGCGACACCGUAGCCAAUUUCGUGUGCGAGGCACCCAACGGACCUUCUACGGUGGCUACAACUACUGAGAACCCAUUGAGCAAACUCUUGGCCAUGGCUGACUCCACCCCUGUGGUUUUAGGUGAUAGUUCCUACAUAGUUCCUUCUGAAAAGGCAAACUAUGACAACGCACAGGAAAUAUGUGGAACGCGCGACAUGGGUUUGAUGUCCUUGGAGACGCUCGCUGAAACGGACGUCGUACAGGACUUUCUGGGCUCAAUAGGACUCUCUUCAACCUCUGUUUUGACGUCUCUGAAGCGCUCCGGUGUUGACACUUUCGACUGGUUUGGGUCCUUGACGGCUCAGACGGUGAAGGUUGCUUCUUCGCCUGAAGACGUGGCUUCGGGGAAAGAUUGCGCCGGGCUAUCAUCCAUCGGCCUGGCGCCAGUGUCCUGCAACGAUUUGUCCAAUUUCGUUUGCGAAUCUAAACCAACAGAACCUCCCACAACUGCAGUAACUUUUAAGGUUGGGCUGGUGAACGCAAAAAUCAAUGGAAAUUCGUACUUCUUCUCGGAGGAAAAGGCAACCUAUGCUGAUGCAAACGCAGUUUGUAGUACUCGAGGACAAAGUUUGCUGGUCAUUGACAAUCUUCUAGAGAACAUGGGCAUCAAAGAGGCAAUCAAGCAGUCUGGUUUUCAGAAUAUGUACUUCUUCACAUCUCUAAAGGAGGACGUCCCAGGCACCUAUGUGUGGACCGGUGGCGCCGAGCUGGUUCCGUCAAACGUGGAGAUAAACACCGUUCCUCAGGGUAGUCUCCCGUGCGGCGCCUACUACCAACUGGCGUUCACCUUCGUCGACUGUGCCGUCCCUUACAACUUCAUCUGCGAAUCGCCAGGCGCGCCACUGACCGAGGCGCCCCCGCUGUAAUUCGCAAAAUCAACAUUUGCAAGUUUGUCAUCCAAAAUUUAAGAAUAAAAACAAUACGUAGCCGCGAGUUGUUAUUUAACGAGCAAGAAAACGAUGCUGGAAACCGAGAGUGCUGGAAGAAAGGAGGGGCGUGGUGCAUUGUUGGUUGGGCCGGUGCUCCACUUUGAGAGACGAUUCGCACGUGCUGCGCGUGGCCCCAGGGCUGCUCUGAUUGUGAGCCGCCGCCGCUGACUCUCUUUUCUCGGCGGCAGCUCACAAUUACGGCCGUGGUUGCGUCACGUAGUACGCGAGCUGGUACUCGUUGGGCAACGCCAACGCCCCAGGGCCCCCGGCCCCAUCCUCUCAUUAGCCACCGAAUCGCCCCCGAGAACGGCUGCCAAGAGUAGCUUUCAAAAAAUAAGACAAAUGAAGUCGUGCACAUACAUUAAUAUUCAUACAAAUGGUUUGCGCACCAUUCAAGAUUAAAUGAAAGAAAUGAAAAGUAAUAAUUAUUUCAUAUUUGCUUUUUUUCAAAAAAAAUAAAUGCUGAUAACUCAAUUUGAUCGUAUUGCGCUAAAGAUUUCGAUUAACAUUCUUUUGUUUUCAUUCCGUUUUAAUUUCAGAAUCAGAUA
Neocloeon triangulifer is the source of this 2260-nucleotide messenger RNA. Its product is annotated as macrophage mannose receptor 1-like. Lineage: Eukaryota; Metazoa; Arthropoda; Insecta; Ephemeroptera; Baetidae. The record is from RefSeq and is a predicted model, not a curated record. The transcript has 14 exons. The coding region runs from base 423 to 1649 and encodes 408 amino acids.